CUCCUAAAAAGUGAGUGGUACCUCAGAGUUUUACCAGUUAAAUUGUGGAGUGUUGUGUUUCACCUUAUUGCUUGGUAAAUAAAUAUACUACCACAAGGAGGCACCCAUAACCCCCUUUGUUGCACUUUUUUGCACUAUUGAGCACUUUAGCACAUUUUUUUUGCACAAUUUUGUUGCAUGAAAGCACAGUCACUUUAUAUUACGAAGUGCACUUUAUUGAUACACUGUCUCCAUCACCCUCCUAUGUGAAAUUUCACACAACGUCUGAAUUAUUAUGGGAGGAGGAAGCCACUAAGGAAGAUUAUAAAGAAACUUCUACAAGCUAUUACUCUUCCUCUGUCAGACUGCAGAAAAGACAGAAAAAUGAAAGGGAACUACGAGCAUCAAUUUCUGGGUUAACAAGACACAUUCUUCAAUUGCUCUUCUUCGUUCCCAAGACUAUCUAAUACAUUCAGUUGUUGACAAAGUAUGGCACACUGAUAACUGUAAAGCCUGCAACAAGAUAAGCGCUCUCAUCAUUUGGUUAACACCCAUCAGCCUCACUCCUCAUAUGUUCUUUAUUAUGCAGAGCAAAGGAACUUUUUUGUCCUGUGACAAACUGAAAAAUGCCACCAAGAUACUCAACCAGCUUGAGAGGACGCCUGCCAUGGGUGCUUCUUAUACUGGAGACAACAUUUAUAUUGCUCUUUAUGUUCUUUUUUUCACAAAACUACAAAUUUGAAAAUAAUCUUCAGUGGUACCCAGCAUUUCAAGAUGUCAGCGCUAUGAUUGUCGUUGGAUUUGGCUUCCUGUUUACAUUCUUAAAAAAGUUUGGUUUUAGUGGAGUCGCUUUUAACCUUCUGAUCACGGUAGUUGGACUGCAAUGGGCCAUCAUUUUGGACUCUUUCCUAUUUAAUAAAUCAACAGAUAUUCCAGUAGUUGGCAUGACAAGCUUGAGAACAGGAAUAAUGAGCGUUUUUCCAGUCUUACUCUCAUGUGGAGUUGUUCUAGGAAAAGUGAAUCCACUACAGUUGGUAGUUAUGACUGCCCUGGAAUUGCCUAUAUUCACUGCAAACAGAUACAUUAUGACAACGUAUCUUAUGAUGAAUGAUCAUGUUAGUAUGAUGUAUGCUCAUAUCUUUGGGGCAUAUUUUGGACUGGCAGUAUCAUGGUCAAUGAUUCCACCUUUAUUAGGUAACAAGGCUAGUGAGGAGAACGAGAAAUCUGAAGCUACCUCAGAUCUUUUUUCCAUGUUAGGAACGCUGUUCAUGUGGAUGUUUUGGCCAUCCUAUAACUCUGUAUUGCUGAGUGAUCAUGCACAGUUAAGAAAUGCUGUCUACAACACUUAUUUUACAUUGGCUGCUAGCACUGUGACUGUGUUUUCUGCAUCCGCUUUCCUCAACCAGAAGGGGAAAUUUAAAAUGAUACAUGUCCAUAAUGCUGUGUUGGCUGGAGGAGUUUCAGUUGGAUUUACAGCUUACAUGCUUCAGAAUCCAUGGAUUGCACUGACACUGGGGUUACUGGCUGCAUUAAUUUCUACAUGUGGUUUUGUUUACCUGCAGGGCACGUUGAAUGUAACUGCGCUAGUACAUGAUACAUGUGGCGUUCAUUGUACUUUUGGGUUGCCAGGUCUUUUCGGUGGUAUGGCCUACGCAAUCAUUAUCCUUUUGGCAGAUUACAGAAGCAUUCACAUACUGAAAUACCAAGCAGUUGUUGUUGUUGGAUGUGUUCUUCUAACACUGACACUGAGUCUAGUUGGGGGACUUCUGACAGGUUUCCUGUUGAAAUGUAAAUUACUGAGGCCCCCCAAAGAAUGGCAUUUGUUCCAUGAUCAACCAUACUGGGAGUUUCCUCAUUUGGCCUCUCUUAUCUAGGAAAGGACAACAGACGGAUUCAUAGCUGGUUAUUUUACUCCCGGGAUUAUUCCUGUGUUUAUGUAAAAUGUAACAAUAUACUGCAUGUGCUUUACUAAAGUAAUAAUCCAUGACGAAUAGUGCACUGUAGCCUUUGGCAUGUAACCCAAUCAGUAAUGCCAUGUUCUGAGGAUUAUUACAAUUAUAAAUAAACUAAUCAGCUAUAUCUAUGAUUUAUCCUACAAAGAUGCAAACCCCAUUGUUUCCAUCCUCCUCUAACACCCCGACAACUUCUGACACCGAUGGAUCCUGAUCUCCCUCACUUUCCAGUUCAGGUGCCAUUAUCUCCAUAGUUAUAAGAACGCAGCCACCUACUCCACCUUCUCAAGAGCAGUGAUCGAGAGCGCCCUAGAUAAUCCUUGGUCUCAUGUUCCUAGCUGGAGUAGGCCGACGUGUGCAAUUUCUUCUCCAAGUAAAAGGACAGGAGUAGGGUAAUGUUAGUUUGCAUACAGCUUAACGCAUUCUUGUUUCAUUGCAAAGUUGCCUGAAAGAGACAGCGAGUAAAAAGCAGGGUGUAUAAAGUGUAUUCAGCCAGUACAGCUGUCCUCACCUAAGGCCUAAUUCAGACCUGAUCGCAGCAGCAAAAUUGUUCUCUAAUGGGCAAAAACAUGUUGCACUGCAGGGGGCGGCAGAUAUAACAUGUGCAGAGAGAGUUAGAUUUGGGUGUGGUGUGUUCAAACUGAAAUCUAAAGGGGGGUACUCACGGGGAGAUCCAUGCUUAAAAUCUAAGCAAUCUGACUAGAUUGCUUAGAUUUUAAGAACAGAUCACUCGUGUGUAGCCCCCUCAGCGAUAGCUAUGCGCGGCCCCGCACAUCGCUAUCGCCGCUGCUAGAUUGAGCCUGCAUGCAGACCAAUCUAGCACGUCGCUCAUUUCACCCGCUGGGUGAAAUGAGCGGCUCCCCGUCCUCCCCCGCAUCGCUCAGCACACAUCGCGCUGUGCUGAGCGGCGGGAGAGAUGUGUGCUGAGCGGUUCGCUCAGCACACAUCUCUCCUGUGUAUAGGGCCCUUAAGUUGCAGUGUAAAAAUAAAGCAGCCAAUAUUUACCCUGAACAGUAAAGGCUCAUACUCACGGAGAGAUUUCUGCAAGAGAUGUGUGCUAAGCAAUUUAGCACGGGAGAUGUCCCUUGAACAUCCCGGUGUCUAGAUCUCCCAUACACACGUGAGAUCUGUGCUGAGCAAUCUGUGCUGAGCAAUCUGUGCUAAACAAAAAAAAAGUCCUAUUUAAAUAGUGGGUUGGUAUUAUAGG
This is a messenger RNA of Pseudophryne corroboree (corroboree frog), 3138 nucleotides long. RefSeq names its product Rh blood group CcEe antigens (gene RHCE). The record is from RefSeq and is a predicted model, not a curated record. Gene Ontology annotation, molecular function: ammonium channel activity. Gene Ontology annotation, cellular component: plasma membrane. NCBI's taxonomy places the organism in Eukaryota, Metazoa, Chordata, Amphibia, Anura, Myobatrachidae. Gene Ontology annotation, biological process: ammonium transmembrane transport; ammonium homeostasis. The transcript is spliced from 11 exons. Bases 606 to 1853 code for a protein of 415 amino acids.